Molecule: messenger RNA, 7295 nt
Organism: Morone saxatilis (striped sea-bass)
Lineage: Eukaryota; Metazoa; Chordata; Actinopteri; Moronidae
Gene: scn1lab
Product: sodium channel, voltage-gated, type I like, alpha b
Exons: 27
Coding region: 250-6312 (2020 amino acids)
Biological process (GO): membrane depolarization during action potential; neuronal action potential; sodium ion transmembrane transport
Cellular component (GO): voltage-gated sodium channel complex; plasma membrane; axon
Molecular function (GO): voltage-gated sodium channel activity
Source: RefSeq, a predicted model, not a curated record
GUGGCUGCUCCUGAGGGGAGGGAGAGAGAGAAGAGGGUGAGGGAGAGACAUAAUGGCCGAGGCGAACGCAACAAGCUCUCGUUUGUGGCAAAAAGUGUCGGUUUUCGGAGUCCUGGAGAUAAGACGGAGACAUUAUCAACAUGGCGACAGCUUCUGAGGCCCCCCUCGGCUCGUUUUGAAACCGCGAACAAUCAAGCUCCCUGCUCCAGCUGAGCCCCUCGCUGCCCUCUGAAGGAGCAGGAUGACAAGAUGGCACAGCUGCUUGUACCGCCCGGACCUGACAGCUUCCGCCCCUUCGUCCCCGAGUCGCUGGCCGCCAUCGAGAGGCGCAUCGCCGAGGAGGAGGCCCGGAGACCACGGGCGGAGCGCCGCAGCGACAGCGACGAUGAAAAUGGGCCCAAGCCCAACAGUGACCUGGAGGCGGGGAAGUCUCUCCCCUUCAUCUAUGGGGACACCCCUUCCCACAUGGUGUCCACCCCUCUGGAGGACCUUGACCCCUUCUACAGCAAUCAGAAGACCUUCAUAGUAUUGAAUCGCGGGAAGGCAAUCUUCCGUUUCAACGCCACUCCUGCCUUGUACAUCUUAAACCCCUUCAACCCUCUAAGGAGGGUAGCUAUUAGAGUUUUAGUACACUCGAUGUUCAGCAUGUUGAUCAUGUUCACCAUCCUGACCAACUGUGCUUUCAUGACCCUCAGUAAUCCCCCGGAAUGGGCCAAGAAUGUAGAAUACACAUUCACAGGGAUUUACACCUUCGAGUCCCUUAUAAAGAUCCUGGCCAGGGGCUUCUGUGUGGGGAAGUUCACUUUCCUCCGGGACCCGUGGAACUGGCUGGAUUUCAGUGUUAUCCUCAUGGCAUAUGUCACAGAGUUUGUGGACCUGGGCAAUGUCUCAGCACUGAGAACCUUCAGGGUUCUGCGAGCCCUGAAAACUAUAUCAGUCAUCCCAGGCUUGAAGACCAUCGUUGGCGCACUGAUCCAGUCGGUAAAAAAGCUGUCGGACGUCAUGAUCCUCACCGUGUUCUGCCUCAGCGUCUUCGCCCUCAUCGGCUUGCAGCUCUUCAUGGGCAACCUGAGGCAAAAGUGCGUGCGCGUGCCAAUCCACAUCAACGGCACCAACGGCACCAACAUCACCGACCCCGACACGUUGUACAUCAACACCACGGAGAACUCGUUCAACUGGACGGAGUACAUCAGCGAUGAGAGUAAUUACUAUUACCUCCCUGGCCGUAGGGAUGCUCUGCUCUGUGGGAAUGGCAGUGGCGCUGGGAGCUGUCCAGAGGGCUUUUCAUGUAUCAAAGCUGGUCGUAAUCCAGACUAUGGCUACACCAGCUUCGACACCUUCAGCUGGGCGUUCCUCUCCCUGUUCAGACUCAUGACGCAGGACUACUGGGAAAACCUCUACCAGCAGACUUUGCGUGCCGCAGGAAAACCCUACAUGAUCUUUUUCGUGCUGGUCAUCUUCCUGGGCUCCUUCUACCUGGUCAACCUGAUCUUGGCCGUGGUGGCCAUGGCUUAUGACGAGCAGAACCAGGCGACCAUUGAGGAGGCUCAGCAGAAGGAGGAGGAGUUCCAGGCCAUGCUGGAGCAGCUGAAGAGACAGCAGGAGGAGGCACAGGCAGGACAUUCAUCUUUAUCUGUUGCCGCGGCAGCAGCCACGGAGAGCGGAGAGUACAGCGGAAGAGGGGGCCCCACCUCCGAGUCUUCCUCAGGGACGUCUAAGCUCAGCUCGAAAAGUGCCAAGGAGCGACGCAACAGGCGGAAGAAGAGGAAGCAGAGGGAGGAGGAGGAAGAGAGGGGGGCCAGAGACAAGUUCCACAAGUCUGAGUCCGAGGACAGCAUCAAGAGAUCCAGCUUCCGCUUCUCCAUUGAUGCCAACAGACUGUCUUAUGAGAAGAGAUGCUCCUCGCCCAACCAGUCUCUCCUCAGUAUCCGCGGAUCCCUCUUCUCACCUCGGAGGAACAGCCGUGCCAGCCUGUUCAGCUUCCGCGGCCGGGCGCGCGACAUGGGCUCCGAGAACGACUUCGCCGACGACGAGCACAGCACCUUCGAGGAGAGCGACAGCCGUCGGGGCUCCCUGUUUUUGCCGCGCCGCCUCGAGCGCCGCUGCAGCGCCGUCAGCCAGACCAGCCUUGGGGCACCGCGGGUCAUACUGCCCGCAAACGGCAAGAUGCACUGCGCCGUAGACUGCAAUGGUGUGGUGUCUCUGGUCGGUGGAACUUCUGUAACAACCUCCCCUAUAGGUCUCCUGCUGCCUGAGGGAACAACUACAGAUACUGAGCUUAAGAAACGGCGGUCAGGUUUUCGCCAGCCAUCCAUGGAUUAUUUAGAUGAACCAGGGGGCAGGCAGAGGGCUAUGAGCGUGGCCAGUAUCCUCACCAACACCAUGGAAGAGCUUGAAGAGUCGAGACAGAAAUGCCCCCCCUGCUGGUAUAGAUUCGCCAACACCUGUCUGAUCUGGGAUUGUUGCCCUGCGUGGCUGAAAAUCAAGGAGAUAGUCAGCAUGGUUGUCAUGGACCCGUUUGUGGAUCUGGCCAUCACAAUUUGCAUUGUUCUCAACACCCUUUUCAUGGCCAUGGAGCAUUACCCCAUGACUAAAGAAUUCGAUAACGUCCUCUCAGUUGGAAACCUGGUGUUCACCGGCAUCUUCACAGCAGAGAUGUGCUUUAAGAUCAUUGCCCUGGAUCCCUACUACUACUUCCAGGAGGGUUGGAACAUCUUCGACGGCAUCAUCGUUAGUCUGAGUCUGAUGGAGCUCGGCUUGGCCAACGUAGAAGGCCUGUCUGUGCUCAGGUCCUUCAGAUUGCUGAGAGUCUUCAAACUGGCCAAGUCAUGGCCCACUUUGAACAUGCUGAUCAAGAUCAUCGGUAACUCAGUGGGUGCUCUGGGGAACUUGACUCUGGUGCUGGCCAUCAUCGUCUUCAUCUUCGCCGUGGUGGGCAUGCAGCUGUUUGGCAAGAGCUACAAGGAGUGUGUGUGUAAGAUCUCUGAUGACUGUCAGCUGCCUCGCUGGCACAUGCACGAUUUCUUCCACUCCUUCCUCAUCGUGUUCCGGGUGCUGUGUGGAGAAUGGAUUGAGACCAUGUGGGACUGCAUGGAAGUGGCUGGACAGAGCAUGUGCCUGAUUGUCUUCAUGAUGGUCAUGGUCAUUGGAAACCUGGUGGUUCUAAACCUGUUCCUGGCUCUCCUCCUGAGCUCCUUCAGCGCUGACAACCUGGCAGCAACUGACGACGACAGUGAAAUGAACAACCUGCAGAUUGCAGUGGGCCGAAUCCAGCGGGGCAUUGCAUUUCUCAAAAACGCAGUGCGGCAUUUCCUGCAGAGCUUCUGCUUUGGUGGGGCCGGUAAGGGCUCUGGUCUGGCUGAGGAAAGCAAACCCCUUGAUGAACUGCACAGCAAUGGCAAGGGCAACUGCAUCUCCAACCACACUUCAGUGGAGCUCACCAAAGAUCCCAGUGGGGUGUACAUGACAGAGGGCAAUGGACGGCCAGGAGGAGGGCUGGUGGUUGGGGUCGUGGUUGGUGGGGACACUACAGGGAAGUACCCAAUGGAGGAAUGCGACUACAUGUCAUUUAUUCAUAACCCCAGCCUGACAGUCACAGUGCCCAUCGCUGUGGGCGAGUCGGACUUUGAGAACCUAAACACAGAAGAUUUCAGCAGCGACUCGUCGGAUGUGGAGGGCAGCAAAGAGAAGCUCGAUGCAGAGCCGCAGCAUUUGAGUUCAUCGGAGGGGAGCACAGUCGAUAUUCGCCCCCCAGGAGAUGGGGUGGAUUCAGUGGAGCUGGAGCCGGAGGAGUCACUGGACCCAGAGGCCUGCUUCACAGAGGGCUGUGUGAGCAGGUUCCAGUGCUGCCAGAUCAAUGAGGAGGGAGCAAAGUUUAAGAGCUGGUGGACACUCAGGAAAACCUGCUUUAUCAUAGUGGAGCACAACUGGUUUGAAUCCUUCAUCAUAUUCAUGAUCCUGCUCAGCAGUGGAGCGCUGGCGUUUGAGGACAUUUACAUUGAGCAGCGGAGGACCAUCAAAACAAUGCUGGAGUAUGCCGACAAGGUCUUCACUUAUAUCUUCAUCCUUGAAAUGCUGUUAAAGUGGGUGGCAUACGGCUUUGUCAAGUACUUCACCAACGCCUGGUGCUGGCUCGACUUCCUCAUUGUUGACGUGUCUCUGGUCAGCCUUGUAGCCAAUGCUCUGGGCUACUCUGAGCUUACCGCCAUCAAAUCUCUGAGGACACUGCGAGCCCUCCGGCCCCUGAGGGCCCUGUCUCGGUUUGAGGGCAUGAGGGUUGUGGUGAAUGCGCUGCUGGGGGCCAUUCCCUCCAUCAUGAACGUGCUGUUGGUGUGCCUCAUCUUCUGGCUCAUCUUUAGUAUCAUGGGCGUCAACCUGUUUGCGGGGAAGUACUAUUACUGCGUCAACACCACCACCGAUGAGACCUUCCCCAUCGAUGUUGUCAACAAUAAGACCGAAUGCCUGAACUUGGUCAACGACAGCGCCCGCUGGAAGAAUGUCAAAAUCAACUUUGACAAUGUCGGGGCCGGCUAUUUGGCUCUGUUGCAAGUGGCAACAUUUAAGGGCUGGAUGGAUAUCAUGUACGCAGCUGUGGACUCUCGAAAUUUGGAAGACCAGCCUAAAUAUGAAGUGAACCUGUACAUGUACCUCUACUUUGUCAUCUUCAUCAUCUUUGGCUCCUUCUUCACCCUCAACCUGUUCAUCGGCGUGAUCAUCGACAACUUCAACCAGCAGAAGAAGAAGUUUGGAGGUCAGGACAUCUUCAUGACAGAAGAACAGAAGAAAUACUACAAUGCCAUGAAGAAGCUGGGCUCCAAGAAACCACAGAAACCUAUACCUCGGCCUACAAAUGCAUUUCAAGGCUGCGUGUUCGACUGCAUCACAAAGCAGGCCUUUGACAUCGUGAUCAUGAUCCUCAUCUGCCUUAACAUGGUGACCAUGAUGGUGGAGACGGAUGACCAGACGCCAGAUAUGGACAAAAUCCUCUACUGGAUCAACCUGGUCUUCAUCGUGCUCUUCACCGGGGAGUGUGUGCUGAAGAUGAUCUCUCUGCGUCACUAUUACUUCACCAUUGGCUGGAAUAUAUUUGACUUUGUGGUGGUGAUCCUGUCUAUCGUAGGCAUGUUUUUAUCUGAAGUUAUCGAGAAGUACUUUGUGUCCCCAACACUGUUUCGAGUGAUCCGCCUGGCCAGGAUAGGCCGCAUCCUCCGCCUUAUCAAAGGUGCCAAAGGCAUCCGGACGCUCCUCUUUGCCUUGAUGAUGUCUCUCCCUGCCCUGUUCAACAUCGGCCUCCUUCUCUUCCUAGUCAUGUUCAUCUACGCCAUCUUUGGCAUGUCCAACUUUGCCUACGUGAAGCGGGAGGCCGGAAUCAACGACAUGUUCAAUUUCGAGACCUUCGGGAACAGCAUGAUCUGCUUGUUUCAGAUUACCACCUCGGCCGGGUGGGACAGCCUGCUGGCGCCCAUACUGAACAAGAGAGAGCCCGACUGUGACAGCCAGAUGGAGCACCCGGGCAACUAUUACAAAGGCAACUGUGGCAACCCGUCAGUGGGCAUCUUCUUCUUCGUCAGCUACAUCAUCAUCUGCUUCCUCAUUGUGGUCAACAUGUACAUCGCCGUCAUCCUGGAGAACUUCAGCGUGGCCACAGAGGAGAGCGCCGAGCCGCUGAGCGAGGAUGACUUUGAGAUGUUCUACGAAGUGUGGGAGCGCUUCGAUCCCGACGCCACUCAGUUCAUGGAGUACAGCAAGCUCUCUGACUUUGCAAACGCUCUCGAUCCACCGCUGCGCAUGCCCAAGCCGAAUAUGAUCCAGCUCAUCUCCAUGGACCUGCCGAUGGUGAGUGGCGAGCGCAUCCACUGCCUCGACAUCCUGUUCGCCUUCACCAAGCGAGUGUUGGGCGAGGGCGGUGAAAUGGACGUGUUACGCGGGCAGAUGGAGGAGCGCUUCAUGGCGUCCAACCCCUCUAAGGUGUCCUACGAGCCCAUCACCACUACGCUCCGCCGCAAACAGGAGGACAUGUCAGCCAAAAUCAUCCAGAGAGCCUUCCGCCACUACAUGAUCCGCCUGGCCAUGAAGAAGGCCUCCGCCCUCUACAAGGAGAAGCUGAAGGAGGGCAUCCGCGACCCUGACAAGGACGUGAUGGUCAUCAGCAAGUUCACCGAGAACUCCACUUCGGACAAAACAGACAUGACCCCCUCCACAGCCUCCCCGCCUUCUUACAAUAGUGUGACGAAGUCGGACAAGGACAAAUACGAGAAAGAAAACAGGGAAAAGGAGAACAAAGGGAAAGACUUGAAAGACAGAAAGAAAUAGACUUUUUAAAAAGGAACAAAAAAUAAAAAAAAUGCAUCAGAGACAUGAGGGAAAUUUGUUUACAGCUUCUAAAGGGGGUAGAUAGACGUACACUUGUGUGUUGAUUGUUCCGAGGAAUGCUACGCCAGGUAGGCCUAAAAUGGGAGUGCGGUUAUGUCAUAUGUGAAUACAUGGGGGUCUUCUCAGUGGGGAAAUAUGGAAUCAAAUUAUCCAGCAGACACUGCCAGAGAUUGACUGGAACAUGGAAAAGCCUCUCUGCAAAACGCUUGUGAUUUUCCUAUUGGUUGUUGUUACUAUCUGACACACUUGAGUGUACUGUUAAGUUGUCUGUAGCUAGUGCUGCUGCUACUACUAUAAAUCCAGUGUCUUGAAUUUAACAAUCGCUGUAUCACUUAACAAGUACUCUGCAUUUUUUUUGUUUUGUUUUUUUGUUACAGGGUUUCCUUUUUUAAUGAGAAAGAAUGUUUUCUACUUUUUUGUGUCAUUAUCGUGAGAAUGUGUCCACUGCUUUCACUGUUGUAAAAUCACCAAGGGCAGACAAAGUCAAUGCUGGAAACUACAACCAUCUGAAACUCGUACAAUGCAGGGUCAGUGACAGAAUGCUCUCGAUUCAUACAGUAUACGAAGUGCUGAAGUGCAAUGGACAAAUACGUUCUACUCACUGGUGUGCCAUCAGUGAUUGUUGAAACCUGUAUUAUGCUUCUAGCUGGACUGCCAUCUCCGCCCCAUUUCAGUAGAAAAAUACAAGUCUCUAAAUACAGAGAAGCUGAAUGUAUGCAAGGAAUGAGACACGUUUAAAGCGACUGUUUGACAUUUUGGGAAAUAUUCUUAGAGGCUUUUUUGUGGAGAGUUCGAUGAGAAGGUUGACGCCACCCUCACAUCUGUCCGUUAAAUAUGAAGCUAGAGCCAGAAAAUUGUUGGCUGAAAGGACCAGUGUGUUUGUCCAUUCUGGGCUACUGUAGAAACAUGGUCGAUAAAAGAGG